Messenger RNA from Phymastichus coffea, 1439 nucleotides. Its product is annotated as brain-specific serine protease 4-like. NCBI's taxonomy places the organism in Eukaryota, Metazoa, Arthropoda, Insecta, Hymenoptera, Eulophidae. The record is from RefSeq and is a predicted model, not a curated record. Gene Ontology annotation, molecular function: serine-type endopeptidase activity. Gene Ontology annotation, biological process: proteolysis. The transcript has 5 exons. Bases 32 to 895 code for a protein of 287 amino acids.
GCUGAAUUUCUUAACGGAGUCUCCCAAACAGAUGUUUAAAUACUCGAUAACAUACGCCAUGAUUCGGUUUUCAGUGUGUAUGUUCUUGAAUGUUCAAGUAUUCGUUUUUCUAAAAUCUAAUCCACUAAUAGGUGAAUACGUUUACACGGUGAAGUCUUGUGAAUUCCCUUUCAUUGUAUCAUUCAGAACAAAAAUUUCAGAACAGUUGAACUAUGAAAACUUUUGUACCGGAUCAUUUAUUACGCAACAACAUAUUAUAACAGCUGCACAUUGUUUUGAAGACAAAAUAGAAAAUUCAAUCGAGGCGAUCGUUGCCGGAGAAGACUGGACAACGUCCUAUUUCAGUUUUGCAAUCGAUUCAUGGUUAAUAUACGACUCUUGGGCUCGACAUAAUAAAAAACCUAUCGAGUUUCCAGUGAAUGAUGUGGCAAUCGUUAAGUUAUUAUCACCCGCAAAUAAAAAACGUAUAAUACCUAUCUCCCUCACGUAUUUAAAUGACCAACCGCUCUAUCGAACGAAGGCAUCGAUAUUUGGCUGGAAUUUCAUAAAAGAAAAUCCAUUUACAAUGGUCUUGCGCAAGGGGUAUGUAAGAAUUUUAACUCCUGACCAUUGCCAGCAUCAGUUUAAAUUGGUGACGAAUCAAAAAUUUGUAAUGAACAAAAAUUUUCUAACUACGUUUGCCGAACCAUAUGUACUUGCAAGUUGUGGUGAUAGUGGUGGACCGCUUUUGGACGCAAACAAUAACCUUAUCGGAAUCACACGGAGUACAUGUCCGAAUAGAUCAUGGGGAAACUUCUCUCUCGAGUUUUUAAACCGAUAUCAAUUUAAUGUUCACUCUAGUGUUAAUUACUAUAGAGAGUUCAUCGAAAAUGUGAUAACAUCGACCGAAAAAUAAUAAGGCAACCUGGAUUGCAAUAAAAAAAGUGGACUGCUAGGAAACGCAUUUGACAGCGAUUUUUACGAAGAGAUAUACAUUGACUGUUCACUAUCAUACGCAAAUAUUACUUCAAAUAAUUUUUCUACUUUAAUUAAAUUCAUAUAACUUGGUUUUUCACAGUAUAGUAUGGGUCGCUUUUCUUUGAUUCAUUUGAUUGAUUGAUUGAUUGAUUGAAUGAUUGAUUGAUUUUCAAUUGCUUUUGAUUGGUGCAUGAAAGUUCUACACGCUGUGCACGUUUUUACUAGGAUUUUUAAAUGUAAUUAAAUUGUUAUUUAGAAAAACAAUUGUGACCAUUAUUGAGGAAAAUAAAGUUCUAAUAGGAAUUAAUUACUAAAACCUAUGUCCAAGUCAUUACAUAGGACUGAUUUUUCUGAAGGGAUUAUAAGUCAACACAAAUAGCAUGUUUGUAGCACCAAUUUUUGUAACUAUGUAUGUCGGAAAAACGUAACAUUAACCUGAAAAGAUAACAAUAUAUGGUUCAUAAAAGAAGCUUAAAAAUAUA